This is a messenger RNA of Pisolithus orientalis, 1019 nucleotides long. RefSeq lists its product as uncharacterized. The transcript is spliced from 3 exons. The coding region runs from base 121 to 627 and encodes 168 amino acids. NCBI's taxonomy places the organism in Eukaryota, Fungi, Basidiomycota, Agaricomycetes, Boletales, Pisolithaceae. The record is from RefSeq and is a predicted model, not a curated record.
CUCUUUUAUUUGACCCUGUUUAUCCCGUGUCCCCCUUCCUCGUGGGCCCUGACAUAUAAAAGCCUGGGUCGUGACUACCCCACAACGCUUCGGUGUGCAGAAAAAAAAAUACCUGUAGUCAUGUUUGCAAAGUCUCUCGCCGUCGUCGUCGCCGCCUCUGUACUGGCUGUCCAGGCCCAGACCACCACUGCCUCUGCUGCUGCCUCGACGCCUUCGUUGAGUGCGUGUCUCCUCAACUGCGUUACCACCGCUGCUUCCAGCGCAGGCUGCUCUAGCUUUACCGACUUGAAUUGCGUCUGCACGUCCAGUACUUUCCAGUCCGACGCCGCCACAUGCUUGACUGCGAACUGUACCACUGCCGAUAUCCAGGCCGCACAGGCUCUUGAGCAAGAGGAGUGCGCGUCCAUCACCGGGAGUGGAAGUGCGACUGCAACUGCGACUGGCACUGCGACAGCUUCAAGCGCAUCUACCACGUCUCCCUCCAAGACGUCGACCAGCACUUCGAGCACCAGCACAGCUACCCAUACCAACGCUGCAGCCGGCCUCGCGCCCUUCGCUUCCGAAGGCUUCUUCGGCGCGAUUGUCGCUUCUGCUGGCGCCCUCCUUGGUGCUGUCUUGGUUCUUUGAGGAUAAAUAAACGCCCGUACCUUCUUGGCAGCACACUUCCAUGACACGCUGGCGUUGCUUUGACCCUGUUCCUUGCGGCUGUCAUAUGACACGGUGCUGCUUGUUCCUUUUACUCUGGGAUAAUUGUUGAACAUUGAGUGCUUUCGUAAAAUAACGUUUUACAUAUUACGACCAAUGAAUGUCUAUUCGUGCUGUUCCGAAGGGAACAAUACUAUUUUGGCUUAUGAUCCACUUGCUGUCGCUACGAAGGUGCGCGUGAUUUGAUGGUCCGUACAUAAAAAUGUUCUUCCCGAACUUUUGUCAUGUUGAUCAAACCUAAUAAGGUCUCAGGUGACAUUACAGUAUUUCUGUUCCUUAGGCUCAAUCUGCCUGAAAGAAGUGCCACUAUUCAG